CCUCAACUGAACUUCACCCCCACCUUCCUCUUUGCAAUUCUUUGAAUGGGUCAAUCUCAAUCUACAGGCUCCAAGGCCUCUGAGCCACAGGGUCAACCGGGCCAAAAAACAGAUUAUUAUGAACUGUUAGGAGUGACGCAAACGGCAACAGACGACGAAAUCAAGAAAGCGUACCGUAGAAAGGCUCUUGAACUGCAUCCCGAUCGAAAUUAUGGAAAUGUUGAGGAGGCCACCAGGCUGUUCGCCGAAAUUCAAUCCGCAUAUGAGGUCCUCGCCGAUUCACAAGAGCGUGCUUGGUAUGACUCUCACAGCGACGCAUUCCUAGGGACUGAGGGAGGCUCUGAUGGAGGUCCCCAGUCAUAUACGACAGCGGAGGAGGUCCUCAAGGUGUUUUCGAAAUUCAGCCCGCGAAUGGAUUUUUCCGACUUACCAACCGGAUUUUUUGGUGGCCUUCGAGAACAGUUCACCCAGCUGGCACUGGAGGAGCGACUGGCCUGCCAGUCGGAUGGUCAAAAUAUGGUGGAUUAUCCGUCGUUUGGUGGCCGUGAUGAUAAUUUUGAGACUGUCGUGCGUCCGUUCUAUGCCGCCUGGACUGGAUUCUCGACCCGUAAAUCAUUUGCUUGGAAAGAUACAUAUCGUUACUCCGAGGCACCUGAUCGUCGAGUGCGACGCUUAAUGGAAAAAGAGAAUCGACACCUUCGAGAGGAAGGCAUACGCGAGUUCAAUGAUGCGGUUCGGUCCUUGGUGGCCUUUGUCAAGAAACGAGAUCCGCGGUACAAGGCGAAUGCCCAAAGUGAAGCUCAACGUCAAGAGACUCUUCGUCAGUCGGCAGCCGCCCAGGCCGCCCGAUCUCGAGCAAUAAAUCAAGCUAAGAUGCGCGAUCAUGUUGUUCCAGAGUGGGCUCGAUCUGAGGAGCCCGGGGUGGAAGAAGAGGAGAGUUCCGAGAGCGAGAUUGAGAACUUUGAAUGCGUGGCAUGCAGUAAGAACUUCAAAAGUCAGAAGCAAUUCGAGGCUCAUGAACGGAGUAAGAAACAUGUGAAGGCUGUCAAGCAGCUGUGUCGUGAAAUGCGAGCGCAGAAUGAAGAUCUGGAUUUGGAACCCACCAUUUACACCAACGCAUCCCAUUCUACAUUACCAAGUGAAAGCGAUGCUUUCGUUGCUACGCUCUCUCCUGAUGAGCAGUUGGAAGGCUCUGUCAUCCUUGAGACCGGAAGUGACCAGCAUAUGGAACCCUUGACGACGCUUCCAUCUAAUUCAGAGACUGACGAUCAUCACCCGUCAUCCUCUCAUCCAGACGCUGAGAAGGCUUCCUUAAACUCCAUCGAGGAUGAAGACUACGCCUCGAGAGAAUCCAUCCAAACUAGACUUCAUUCGGACGUUGAUUCGUUGCAAGAUAGUUCCGUGACCCCAUUGACUGAGCAGCUAUCCUCUUCUGGGAUCGAUGACCGACCAGCUGAUGCCCCCCGAAUGGGCAAGGCCAAGCAAAAGCGGGCUAAAAAGGCUGCUCAGAAUGAAGAACAGGGUACGGGGGUUCUAUGCGCCAACUGCAGUACUACCUUUCCUUCGAGGACGAAGUUGUUCACUCAUAUCAAAGAAAAUCCGAGCCAUGCCCAGCCACUGAAAACCUCCAAAAAUAAGAAACGAUAA
Penicillium pulvis is the source of this 1647-nucleotide messenger RNA. Its product is annotated as putative C2H2 finger domain protein. Gene Ontology annotation, cellular component: cytoplasm. The transcript is spliced from 2 exons. Bases 46 to 1647 code for a protein of 533 amino acids. Lineage: Eukaryota; Fungi; Ascomycota; Eurotiomycetes; Eurotiales; Aspergillaceae. The record is from RefSeq and is a predicted model, not a curated record. Gene Ontology annotation, molecular function: zinc ion binding; nucleic acid binding.